Messenger RNA from Drosophila elegans, 879 nucleotides. Its product is annotated as chymotrypsin-like protease CTRL-1. The record is from RefSeq and is a predicted model, not a curated record. Lineage: Eukaryota; Metazoa; Arthropoda; Insecta; Diptera; Drosophilidae. Gene Ontology annotation, biological process: proteolysis. The transcript has 4 exons. Gene Ontology annotation, molecular function: serine-type endopeptidase activity. The coding region runs from base 27 to 821 and encodes 264 amino acids.
AGUACUGUAGCAUAUUUUCGCUGGAAAUGGUGUCUGUCGAGCUGCUGCUGACUUUCUUAUCGUUGGUGCUGAGCCGCCAGGGAUUGGCCCAGCUCCUGCAUGAAAGCUGUGAUAGCCAGGCUGAACUUGUCUUUACAUUUUCUCGACCACUCACAACUUCUUGGAUGGCAAGCAUAUACAAUAACACGGCAUUUAUUUGUGGUGGAACGCUCGUUCACAAACGCUUCGUCCUAACAGCUGCGCACUGCUUAAUAGAACAGAAAACAUUGUUCGUGAACUUGGGGGAGUACAACAGAUUGCAACGCAGGGGAGUGGAACGGUACAGAGUUACCAAUCGUAUAGUGCACUUCCAAUAUAAUGCAGACACUUACACGAGCGACAUAGGUCUGGUAAAACUGGACCGUGAAGUUAUAUUCACUGCCUACAUUCGUCCGAUCUGCAUAAUCUUGGAAAACAAGCGCAGCUUAGCGAAAGAGUUAGAGGCAGUGCAAAGCUUGUCAGCCUACGGCUGGGGUUUGACUAACAGUUCAGGGUCGACGAGCCCAGUGUUGCAGACUAUAAAUUUGACCAGGUUGGACAUGGACGAAUGCUACGGCCAUUAUUACGGAAAUCAGAUCUGCGCUGGCACCCGUGGUGGCGACAUUUGCGAUGGCGACUCCGGCGGGCCGUUGGCGGCAUAUUUCAUGUAUCGGGGAAUCGAACGAUACGUGCAGUUUGGGAUCGUAAGCCUCGGCAGCAAACUUUGCGAUUCGUAUAGCGUCCACACGGAUGUGAUGGAUUUUAGCAGGUGGAUAUCUGAUGCAGUGCGCGAAUUUGAAUGAAAAUAAAGAUUGAAGCAAGGUUUUAAAAAUUAAUAAAGCAACAAACUUGUAAGACUGU